GACACUCAAUUUCAAGUGAUUAAAAUCUUAAAAUUUAUUUCUUGGAAAUGAUUUUAACAAGUUAUACAUGAGGUGUGGUUAAAUUUUAGUAUUAAUGGCAAAUUUACCGAAUGGCUGGCUUCAGCUGGUACCUCUCUGAAGGCUUCCAAGUGAUAAUUGAGAAGUCAAAAGAAGAUAAAUGUUCAUUAAAUGAUGUCCAAUUACGUUUCCUUUGCCCUGAUGAUUUAGAAGAAGUAAGAGCACUAUGCAGAGAUUGGUUUCCAAUAGAAUACCCACAAUCAUGGUAUGAAGAUAUAACAUCAUCUGAAAGAUUCUUUGCACUAGCUGCAGUAUACAAGAGCCAAAUUAUAGGACUCAUUGUAGCUGAGAUCAAACCAUAUUUAAAAUUAAAUGCAGAGGACAGAGGAAUACUGUCAAGAUGGUUUGCAUCAAAAGACACACUUGUAGCUUAUAUUUUGUCAUUAGGUGUAGUCCGAUCAUACAGACGGUCCGGUGUAGCGACAAUGCUUUUAGAUGUGUUGAUCAAGCACUUAGCAGGACCUGUUGUUCAACUUCCUCAUGAGCAUAGAGUAAAGGCUAUAUUCCUUCAUGUGCUCACCACAAACAAUGAGGCUAUACAUUUUUACGAAAAGAGAAGAUUUCGAUUACAUUCAUUUUUGCCUUACUACUAUUCAAUAAAGGGACGUUGUAAGGAUGGGUUUACCUAUGUAUAUUACGUGAAUGGAGGUCAUGCUCCUUGGGGGAUAUAUGACUAUGUCAAAUAUGUAGCUCGAGCAGCGUGGAGCGGAGGUGGACUUUACCCCUGGAUUUGGGGUAAGCUCCGAACAGCUCUUACCAUAGCAUGGCACAGAUAGUCAAUUUAAUACUCCGUGAAUUAUAUACUCUAAUACACUAACAUGCUAAUAUUAGUCUAAGUCUACUCGUAAGAAUAUUUGGAAAGAACUUGGUCAUUCCCUAACACUAUAAUUUGUAUGUUUGAUAAAUUUAUAUUGUCCAAUUUCAAAUUUUAUGAUUAAUUUGGCAAUCUAAAACAUAUGGCAAAUGGAUUUCCCUUUUUUAUUUACCAAGUUUCCGGUACCAUUUCAUUAAAAUAUUUUUAUUUCAAAUAUUUGUUAAUCAUUUAAAAAUAUUAAAAGUAUUGAUGGUAUUGUUCAGUUAAAAGAAAUAUAUACAACAGUGUACACUAUAAUUGUAAGACAGUUAUUUGUUUUAAUGAUUCUUGUGUCAUUUACGGACACAAUAUGAAAAGCAGUUAAAAUUAACACUUGUAUACACAUAUAUAAUACAUGUUUUUAGUGCAUUUAGUAUACAUAAAAUAUAUAUACAGACGAACCUGAAUAAGCGAGAAUCAUUGUCCAGUAUCCCGACCUCUAUAAGCGAGAAAUUUGGAUAAGAGAGAAACCUCUAUAAGCGAGAAAAAUAUUUCUGCCUCUUAAAUUCUUGCUUAUCCAGGUUCGACUAAAAAUUUACUAGUGACGUAUGAUAAUUCAUAUUGUUCUAGUCCCAUGAGUCUAUUGAAAUAAUAUGGGUUUGCUUAUAAAACAUUUUGAGAUUAUUUUGUUACGAAGACCAAAUAAUUAUAAUGCAACCGUUUUAAAAAUACCUUUACCAUGCCUUAUAAAUGUAUGAAAUGUAUGAUCCAUUUUCGCUUGCAUGGCCAAUGUUAAAUUUAUGACAAAAAUUUAAAUAUUUUAUUCUAUAAAUGUCAUAAUGCAAGCAAAUGUGAUUAAAAUAGAAAAAAAAUUGUAGAUUUUUUUUAGUCUGUGGCGUUGUCAAAACAUAUUUUUAAAAUCAGUCCAGUGAUUUAGUAUUGCGUACGGGGACACAAAUUUUUUUCUUUUAUUUUAGAAGAUUAAGGUCAACCGGUAAAUGGACAUUGUUAAUAUUAUAAUUAAUUUAAAUAUAAUAUAAUACAAUUACAUUGCAAGCUAUUUAUGCAAUAAUGCUUGAUUUUUUUUUAAUUUGAUUUUUUUUAAUUAAUUGUUAUUAUAAAAAUUUGCAUAAUUUUUAACAUAUUUGUCAAUUUAAAUGGUAAACACACUUGAUGUGCGAGGUCACAUUUAGUAAUUUUUUUAAAUUUUAUAACAUUAAAUUUGCAUAAAUCAACAGUUUUUAAACAUAUUAGGAGGAUAUUUUGAAUAUACACUGCCAUUAACAUCGUCCAUAACACAAGCAACAAGUAUAAUUAAUUAAAAACGUAAAUAACAGUUUCAGUCCUCUUUCUUAUGAAGUACAGUGGGCACCGUUGGCACUACACCACUUACAAAAAAGUGCCUUCAUACAAAAAAACGAUAUACGGUGCUAUCGAUGUUUUAAUAUAAAUCAACUAAACCUGCAUACCUCUGUCUUUGUGUGGAAUAUAUGUUUUUAACAUAUAUCGUUUUAAGACAUACAAGACGUACAAACGAUUUUCGCUAUAGAUGUAUACCGUCUGCCAACCCCACUGUACUUACACAAUUAAACUAGGCCAGUGUUUACUACAUUCGGUUUUUUUUCAAUACUCUUAUAUGUUUCUUUAUGUAAAUGACUUAUGUAUCUUAAAUUUUUUUAUUAAACUAAUUAUUGUUUCUUUGUAUUCAGAUUUAAGAUACAUCUUAGCAGUAAAGUUAACAAUACUGUUCAAUAUAACUUGCUUUUCAGUUUAUAUGCUUCAUAGCCGUAGGUUUUCACUGCUAAAAUAUCCAUAAAAACAUAUUUUUAUUUCAGUUUUUUUACAAAGAAGACAGUAUGUUAAAUUAAUCUUUUGUCAGUGUAAUCUUACGGUUAUCGUUUAAGAUGAAUUAUCGUUUAUUUUAACUUAAAAUUGAUAAAUUCUUAACACCUUUACGUUUUGUGCUACGGCUUAGUUUCACCUCGUACUUCCAAUAUAAACUUACAGAAUAAAUGGCCGAUAACAGGCAUUAUACACCAAAUACUGUCAUAUAAUGUAUAUCAAAUAAGAAAUAUAGUAUUAAUCCAAUAAUUUAUGAUAAUUGGCACGUAAAUUUGUGUACUUUUACAAUUUAGGUACUGUUUACAAUAAUAUACAGAAGGGGAAUUGCAGAAUGUAAAUUUAUAGUGUGCCAUGGGUUUAUGCCAAGAAAUUUAAAGUAAGGAGCCUGUGUGUUCAAAUAUAUGGUAAAUAUUAAACAGUUAUGUAAUUGAUAAUGAUAAGUGAAAUUUUCUUUUUAAUAUAGUCUGAAUUAAACUGCAUCAUUUGAACCGUCAAGGUCCGUUUUAACAGCGGCAUUCUAAUAUAUGUCAUAUUGUACCAGUGUGUUUUAUAAACGGACAGACUAAUCUGGUCAAACUAAAUUUCAGUAGCUUAUAAGCUCCCUCCAUGUCAAAAACUUGUCACAAAAUCCAUGUUGUACUUUGUUUUGUCAUGUCUAAUAUUGUCCAUUAUUUUCUAUGCCUAGGUAGAUUUUACAUAUUUUCUGACAGAUCUAACCGCCUCUUACCGGGCCAGAUGAGUUUGUCCUAUUAUAUUGUUAAUUUUACAAUUGAGAGAAUGAGUGCCUUUUGUUAACUAUAGAUAUCAGCAUGAUCAAGAGUGCAGUAGCACUAAAUAUAUUACAGAUAAAAAAUAAUUUUAUAUACAAAGUACUCUGUGGUGUGUAGUCAUAACAACGACAUCUGUCAAAUUUUACUCGAACAAUUAAAUGAGGAGUUUUUUUUUUAAAUAAUUCAUAGAUUAUAUAGCAAAAAACGUUUUUUCCAUUUGUAGAUGCAUAUCGGCUUCGGAGUAUUUUCAAAUUGUUUGCAGUUAAUAAGGAAUUCAUUUGUAUUUUUUUAUUGCUAAAGUGACAUAAAAAAUCUUUGACAGAUUGUCAUCUGUCAAAGAUUUGGCUAUGGCCAACUGUUGACGUUGGCGCCACCUAUUGUUUUUCUACCCGUUUGGAUAUUUUUUCAAUUUAGUCGAGCUUUCUAGUGUAGUUGUCAAAACGGACCUUAUUACGUGAGGAUAUAAGUCGACAUAAACUGUAUAUAAACCAACAGUUAUAUAUUUUAGGUUGUUUUUUGUUUAACAGAAAUAACAUUUGUACAUAAACGAAGUUAUAAUUAAUUUUGACUUACUGUAAACCAAAGCUUUCAAUUAAAUACUUUCAUAUUUUGAUUUUUAUUAAAGUAUUAACUAAAUUAUUAUUUAUUUAGACGUAUGAUAACGAUUAGUAUUAUUUUACGGACCAUUUUUUAUUUUUAAUAUUGUGAUAUUUUGUAAAACAGAAAUGUUUGUCAAAUUACCAAAAUCCUUUGGUCGAAAUUCAGAAAGUUCACGCGAAGACAAAUGUAGCCAUUGUUAACAUCACAUCAAUGUUUUAUAGCUGCACGUUCCUAAUCUUUUUUGAACGUAUUUUAUAUUUAUUUAUGAUAUAUUUAAACAUUUAGUAUUACGGAAAAGCAUAAGCUUCCAAAUAAAUAUCAUUGUUGACAAUUUU
Molecule: messenger RNA, 4418 nt
Organism: Papilio xuthus (Asian swallowtail)
Lineage: Eukaryota; Metazoa; Arthropoda; Insecta; Lepidoptera; Papilionidae
Gene: Naa60
Product: N-alpha-acetyltransferase 60
Exons: 5
Coding region: 111-854 (247 amino acids)
Biological process (GO): N-terminal peptidyl-methionine acetylation
Cellular component (GO): Golgi membrane
Molecular function (GO): protein-N-terminal amino-acid acetyltransferase activity; histone acetyltransferase activity
Source: RefSeq, a predicted model, not a curated record